AUGGAUCUAGGGCGUGGAAUCCCAAGGAGGAGCGACUGUGGAGCUGCUACUGUUGUGUUAAUGUCAAAUACCGCAAGAAAUUCGGGAAGAAGGUUUUAUCGUUAUGGAGCAAUUUCGGGUGAAAACCAUGUUUUCAAAUGGCUUGAUGAAGCACAUGAUGAAGAGUUUGUAGUUGUGGCAAACAAACUGGUGACAAUGGAGCAAGAUUUUGCCGACAUAAAAGCAGACUUAGCUGAUAUGAAGAACGACAUAAGUGAGAUCGUAGCACUUAUCGAGUGUCUUAGGGUGAAGUGUUAG
Molecule: messenger RNA, 297 nt
Organism: Brassica oleracea var. oleracea
Lineage: Eukaryota; Viridiplantae; Streptophyta; Magnoliopsida; Brassicales; Brassicaceae
Exons: 1
Coding region: 1-297 (98 amino acids)
Source: RefSeq, a predicted model, not a curated record